AGCAAACGUGUGCGGCCUCCUUUUUAACAGUAGAGUAGUCCUCCUCCCCUCUCUUCCGCUGACAGGCAGCAACCGUGGUGGCGGAAGAACCUCUCCUCCGGGCCGGGGAUUGAGACCAGCGGAAGAAAAAUUCCAGAGGCGUCCAGCUUGUUCCAAGAUUCCCCACCAGCGAGUCCCGUCUUGAUUCCCCAAUAGUUUUCUCGCUGGUGCGUGGAGAAAGAUGGGAUUUUCCGAGCUCCGGGUUCACUUGCUCCGUUGAUUGGUGAGCUGCGGAGGUCCCCUGGCUUUUCCCUCGCCGCCGGCCCUUGGCUCCGCCCGCAGGCGCAGAUUGUUUCGUUUCUUGCGGAUCGCCGCUCUAUCCUGUAAAGAUAAGCUCAAAUCUUGGCCUAUUCAUCGCAACCUGAAGACUUGCUAUUUUCGGUCAAUUCAAGGUUGGCUCGCCAACCUGAAGAAGGGUUCACUAGAUUCUGCAAGAACAAGAUCUUGCAAUUCUUGGAAUUUCUCACGGCACCGCCAAACCCAAUAAGUUCUUGGAUUCGGAGAUGGAGAGGCAAUCCAGCACCCGUCUCGGCGCUCUGGAGAAACUGAAGAGCUUCCGGGGAAUAGAGAAGCAGAGGAGCUUCAAGUUCCUGUCCAUGGAGAGGCAGCAGAGCUUCAAGGAGAGGAGGAGCAGGGACAGCCCCGGGAAGAGGGGCGACUCUGCGCUCCACCUCACUGCGAGGGCCGGCAAUGCUGCCCAUGCUCAGAGGAUCAUUGAGGACUGCGAUCCGGAGCUGGUGGGGGAAUUGGCCGCCCACCAGAACCAGGACGGGGAGACGGCGCUGUAUGUGGCCGCGGAGAAGGGCCACGUCGACGUUGUGUGUGCGAUACUGAAGGUUUGUGAUGUGCAGUCGGCAGGGCUCAAGGCAACCAAUAGCUUCGAUGCGUUCCAUAUUGCGGCCAAACAGGGCCAUCUGGAUGUUUUGCAGGAGCUACUGCAGGCAUUUCCUGCGUUAGCUAUGACAACCAGUUCUGUAAAUGCCACAGCUUUAGACACUGCUGCGACUCAGGGCCACAUUGGUAUUGUCAAUCUUCUACUGGAGACAGAUGCAAGUCUUGCUAGGAUUGGAAGAAACAACGGAAAGACAGUUUUGCAUUCAGCAGCAAGAAUGGGCCAUGUGGAGGUGGUAGCAUCGCUGUUGAAUAAAGAUCCGGAGAUUGGUUUCAGAACAGACAAGAAGGGACAAACAGCACUACACAUGGCUUCAAAAGGCCAGAAUGCUGAAAUUUUGCUCGAGUUACUAAAGCCCAAUGUCUCGGUAAUCCAUGUGGAAGAUAACAAGGGGAACAGGCCACUGCAUGUUGCAACCCGGAAGGGCAACACCAUUAUGGUUCAGACUCUAAUAUCCAUUGAAGAGAUUGAUAUUAAUGCAGUCAAUAGAGCUGGUGAGACUGCUUUUGCGAUUGCAGAGAAACAAGGCAACGAAGAGCUUGUUAACAUUCUGCGCGAGGUUGGCGGAGUGACUGCAAAAGAGCAAGUAAAUCCUCCAAAAUCAGCCAAGCAGCUUAAGCAAACAGUCAGCGAUAUCAAGCAUGACGUCCAAUCACAGAUCAAGCAAACACGUCAGACUAAGAUGCACGUCCACAAGAUCAAGAAGAGGAUUCAAAAGCUCCACAUUGGUGGGCUAAACAAUGCGAUCAACUCCAACACCGUUGUUGCAGUACUUAUUGCCACCGUUGCCUUUGCGUCCAUAUUCACCGUUCCUGCUGGCUUUCUGGAGGAAAUGAGCAAAGCGCCUGAACCUGGCAUGACCUUAGGGCAAGCACUGGUAGCAAGCAGGCCAGCCUUUAUAAUCUUCUUGGUCUUUGAUUCCCUGGCCCUCUUCAUUUCUCUCGCGGUAGUCGUUGUCCAGACCUCACUGAUAGUCGUGGAGCAGAAAGCAAAGCAGAAGAUGGUCUUUGUGAUGAACAAGCUGAUGUGGCUCGCAUGCCUCUGCAUAUCAGCAGCCUUCAUAGCACUGACCUACGUUGUCGUGGGCCGAAAGGACGAGUGGCUGGCCUGGUGCACGAUGGCGAUCGGCACCGUGAUCAUGCUAGCCACUAUCGGUUCCAUGUGCUACUGCAUCAUCACCCACAGGAUGGAGGAGAAGAGCCUGAGGAGGAUCAGGAAGUCCUCCAUGAGCCAGUCAUGGUCCAUAUCAGUUGACUCGGACACAGAGCUAGAACUGGCCAGCAGAAACAAGAGGAUGUAUGCUCUGUAGGGAUGAUGAGUUGAUGACGAGAAUCGCGGUCAAGUCUUGUAUAUAUUGGAAGCCCGUUUGCCCGAGGCAAUCAGCGGAUUUGACUCUGAAUAUAUCUAGGCCUAGGAACAUGGCACCUGUAUGUAUGUAUACAGUUGAGCUUCCUUGCAGAAACAGAGAUAUCUGAAUGAAGGUUCUGUGUAGAACUGUAGAUUGGUUCCAGGCAGCCACUUUUUAUAGGCACUAUAGGAGUAUCUGUGAAGCAAGAUGUUUUGCUCAUGUAGUCUUACAUCUACCACUGUUGAUGAUGAUGAUGAUGACAAUACUUACAAUUAUUAUAUACAAUAGUACAAUAGAAUAAAUUGCCAUUUUGUCAGA
This is a messenger RNA of Lolium rigidum, 2597 nucleotides long. RefSeq names its product ankyrin repeat-containing protein At5g02620-like. The record is from RefSeq and is a predicted model, not a curated record. Gene Ontology annotation, cellular component: plasma membrane. The coding region runs from base 543 to 2240 and encodes 565 amino acids. The transcript has 4 exons. NCBI's taxonomy places the organism in Eukaryota, Viridiplantae, Streptophyta, Magnoliopsida, Poales, Poaceae. Gene Ontology annotation, molecular function: protein phosphatase 1 binding; protein phosphatase regulator activity.